AUGGAUGAAAAUAAGUUAUUAGUCAUGCAUCAUCCGAUUUACAGGAUAUUUUACGUAUCUCACGAUUCUCAAGAUCUCAAAAUAUUCAGUUACAUUGCCAGGGACGGUGCUAGUAAUGUGUUCAAAUGUAACGUUUUCAAAUCGAAUAAAAAGGGAAGAAGAGAAGGGGAAAAAAAGUUCUCUCGUUAUACCAAUCAUUAUCGGGUAUCGGAAAAAUUGUAA
Molecule: messenger RNA, 222 nt
Organism: Pediculus humanus corporis (human body louse)
Lineage: Eukaryota; Metazoa; Arthropoda; Insecta; Psocodea; Pediculidae
Exons: 3
Coding region: 1-222 (73 amino acids)
Molecular function (GO): nitric-oxide synthase binding
Source: RefSeq, a predicted model, not a curated record